This is a messenger RNA of Pararge aegeria (speckled wood butterfly), 2792 nucleotides long. RefSeq names its product ribosome-releasing factor 2, mitochondrial (gene mRRF2). The transcript has 13 exons. The record is from RefSeq and is a predicted model, not a curated record. The coding region runs from base 39 to 2333 and encodes 764 amino acids. Gene Ontology annotation, cellular component: mitochondrion. NCBI's taxonomy places the organism in Eukaryota, Metazoa, Arthropoda, Insecta, Lepidoptera, Nymphalidae. Gene Ontology annotation, molecular function: translation elongation factor activity; GTPase activity; GTP binding. Gene Ontology annotation, biological process: mitochondrial translation; ribosome disassembly.
UUUUGUGAUUUGAUAAUUUUUGAAAUUUACAUUUUGAGAUGAAGAGUUUUAGUGUAGUAAAUUAUUACAGAAAAUUGUUAAAAAAUGUGCAGAUUCGUAACUACUGUAGCGUGGAAAAGAAUACAGAAAAAAAUUCCAUCAAUAAAAUUCGAAAUAUCGGCAUAUUAGCACAUAUCGAUGCAGGCAAAACUACAACGACAGAGCGUAUGCUAUUUUACUCUGGCACAAUCCGCUCCAUGGGAGAGGUCCACCAUGGGAACACUGUCACUGAUUAUAUGGAGCAAGAGAGGCAGAGGGGAAUCACUAUAACAUCUGCCGCAGUAUCGUUUCCGUGGCAGGGCUACCAGAUAAAUCUCAUUGAUACUCCAGGUCACAUUGACUUCACCAUGGAGGUGGAGCAAAGUCUGGCAGUACUAGAUGGAGCUGUUGUAGUAUUGGACGGAUCAGCUGGUGUAGAAGCUCAAACGUUAACGGUGUGGCGCCAAGCGAACGGCUACAAAGUGCCCCGCAUCGUGUACCUCAACAAGAUGGACCGUGGCGACGCGGACGCGCGGGCGUGCACGCGCUCCGUGGAGGACAAACUUCGCGUUACCCCCUUACUGUUGCACGAGCCCUUGUAUUAUGAGGACAAGCUUAUUGGUCUCAUAGACCUAAUAACAUUAGAAGAAAUCGUCUGGACAAAGGGCAGGGGACAGCAUUACACAAAACGGAAACUCACAGAAAAAUCUGAUGGGAAAAAAUGGGAGACCUCAUUGGACGAACACAGAAAAAUCAUAGACACACUAUCAUCUCUAGACGACAAACUUGCAGACACAAUUAUACAACAGGAAUCCUUAGACAACUUGGAUUGUAAAGAGAUUAUGCAAGCCGUGCGAAGGUGUACAGCAAACAUGUCUUUAUACCCAAUUUUGUGCGGCAGUUCGUACAAGAAUAUUGGCGUGCAGACGCUAAUUGACGGCGUCAUUUCGUACCUACCCUCGCCUUUGGAGAGAAGCGGGGUACACAAGGGGUUUGGGGCUGAUUUGUCUGCGAGGGCUUUCAAGGUGCAGCACGAUGAUCAGAAAGGGGUGCUGACUUUCCUGAGACUGUACAGCGGACAGAUUAGUAAGGGGCAGAAGAUUUAUAAUUUGGCGAGGGAUAAGACUGAGCAGACAGGACUGCUGUACGUGGCGCUGGCCGACGAGUACCAGCCCGUAGAGAGUGUCACUAGCGGCAACAUCGCUGUCGUCAGUGCACUUAAGGCAACCAUGUCCGGUGACCUGGUAACCACAAACCAAGCGGCAGCGAACCGCGCAAAAGAGAAACUAACUGCCAUGCUAAAAGAUCCAUCAUUGAGUGAGGAAUUAGUUUACCCCAGCGCCCGGCAUCGCCUGCACGCCUUAGACACUGAGCCGACGCCCGAAGACGUCGCUGAUGUUCUACUGGGAGUAGGUAACACAGUCCCGGAGCCCGUAUUCCUCUGCUCGAUCGAACCCCCCAGCGCGGCCUCCCAAAACGCUUUGGAGACAGCGCUCGAAGAGCUGCAGAGAGAAGACCCAAGCCUGCGAGUCACCACUGACGAGGACACGGGACAGAUGGUUCUAGCUGGUAUGGGCGAACUGCAUUUAGAAAUCAUCAAAGAACGAAUAAUACGCGAGUAUAAAAUCGACGUGGAGCUGGGCCCGCCCCAAAUAUCCUACAAGGAGACUCUCGUAGGCACGGCCAAGCAUACGUUGGCCAUAGAUAGAAAGAUUGGCAACGCCAAGCAAAUGGCCAAGGUUGUGAUGUCGGCGAAAACUGUCAAAGGAAUCGCGCAUGACAAGGUGCUCAAGUUGGAUAAAUCGGGCGACAGUGCGGCCAACCUGGCGCACGUACACCCGCGGUACAUGCAGGCCAUCCGCCGGGGUGUGGACGCAGCUUUGUUACACGGACCCAAACUUGGAUGUCCGUUGGUGGACGUCCGAGUGACGCUGCACUGGUUUGAAGUUGGACGCGGCACUUCCGAGUCAGUGGUCGCCGCCACCGUGACGCAAUGUCUUCGAAAGGUGUUCGAGGAAGCAGAAUCCGUACUCUUGGAGCCGGUGAUGUCGUUGGAGCUGGUGUGCCCGGAGUCGCACUCCGCGCGGCUCAUGGCGGACCUGGCGCGGCGCCGCGCGGACUUGCAACACGUUCACUUGCGGCACAAGAAUAAGGUGAUAGAAUGCCUGGCGCCGCUGUCGGAGCUUCUGGGCUACUCGUCCGCGUUGCGCAGUUUGAGCUCGGGACUCGCAAGCUUCACCAUGGAGUUCCACUCCAACCGGCAGAUGUCGCCCCACGAUGAAGAGAGAGCCAUACGCAGCGUCACCGGCUUCUAGGUGACUUCCAGCAUCCCCGACCCAUUUUCGGUCCACUACUGGACUCGGCCUACCCUCAGAAUUCGAAGGGUUUAGGCUAUAGUCCACCACGCUGGCUUAGUGCGGAUUGUUGGAGUUCACACGCCGUUGAAAAUAUUAGGGAGAAUUCUCAGGCAUGCAGGUUUCCUCACGAUGUUUUCCUUCACCAUGAAGCAUGUGAUAUUCUAAUUGCUCACACAUAACUUGGAAAAGUAAGAGGUUCAAUUUUAUCUUGAAACGUUGUAUCUAAAUUCGACAAGAUGAUAAUCUUUUAAAAGGGUGAAUUAAUAAGUACUAUUAAAUGGGUACAAAUAUUUUAAUUAUUGAAUAUAUUGAAGCCUGUUUAUACGGAAAACUGUCCUCAUUAUUAGUUAAACUAACGUUUUAGUUUAUAACGUAUCAUUUCCUUAAUUUUAAGUUGUAAAUAAUAAAAGAGGUAAU